AUGGAUAAUACUAAAAAUAGUUAUUUUACUGAAGAUGAAAAUGAAGAGAAAAUAAUAUCAAUAAAAAGAGUUAUAACAAUAUCAUCUGAUGAUGAAGAUAGAGAAAUGAAUGAAACUAAUAAACGUCAACGUUCAUCUUCAUUAGGAAAAUAUAAACCAUUACAAAUAGUGAAUAAACAACCAAUAAUAGGUAAUACUAGACAAACAUCAUUAUCAAUUAUAAGAACUAGUAGUAAUGAUAAUGGUAAUGAAGAAAGAAAAUGGAAUUUAAAAAUGAUUACUUCAUCAUCAAAUGAAAGUUCAUCAAAACAAUCAAAGAAAAAAAUAACACAAACGAAAUCUUUUACAGUAGCUAAGUCAACAUCUUCAAGUACAUUAGUUCGAACAGUCUCUUCGCCAUCAAGCAUCAAACAAGAAAUAACAAUUGAUCAAACACGAACAGUAUCUCUUGAUGGAAUUGAUAUUGAUGAAGAAGAAGUUUUCUCUCAAUGGAAUGAUGAAUCGAACAGUUCUUUAUCAGUUAAUACAAUUACCACACAAACAUCAUCAACUAGUGUCGAUAGUAAAUCAAUAUGGAAACAAAUAUUUAGUAAAUCAAUCAAAUCGAAACCAGUCGAUGAUGAAUUAAAACAACAAUGGUCUGAAUUAGACAAAGAUCAAUCAUCGAAUUAUUAUCGAUUUAAUACACCAACAGCUGCUGUUAAAAGAACAUGUCCAUUUUACAAAAAAAUACCUGGUACAACAUUUUGUAUUGAUGCAUUUAAUUUUGGUAAUAUCGAUGGAAUACAAGCUUAUUUUCUUUCACAUUUUCAUUCGGAUCAUUAUGGUGGAUUGAAUAAAAAGUUUUCUAAUAUGCUUUAUUCAAAUCAAAUUACUAGCAAUUUGUGUAAAAGUCAAUUAGGUAUUCGACCAGAAAAUAUGACUAUUCUUCCUAUGGAUGUGUUUACGACUGUUCAUGGUAUCGAUGUAGCUCUUUUAGAUGCCAAUCAUUGUCCCGGUUCAAAUAUGUUUUUGUUUCGAUUUCCAAAUGGUAAAUUAGUUUUACAUACGGGAGAUUUUCGAGCAGCACCACAUCUUUUAAGACAUCCAUUACUUCAACCUAAUCAAAUAGAUACAAUUUAUCUUGAUACAACUUAUUGUGAUUCUCAUUAUCGUUUUCCAUCUCAAGAUGAAGUCAUCAAAAGUGCUGUUGAAUUAGUCUUAGAUUCAUUAAAAGGAAAUGCAAGAACAUUGAUUGCUAUUGGAACAUAUCUUAUUGGUAAAGAGCGAAUAUUUCAUGCUAUUGCAAAAGCACUGGAUUGCAAAAUAUUUGUUGAAACAAGGAAAUUUCGUAUACUUAAUCAAUUAGAAAAUACUGAUUUGUCAACACGUUUAACAACAAAUCCCGAUGAAACAAAUGUUCAUGUUGUUGGUAUGGGUUCAAUUUCUCAACCGAUGCUACAAACACAUUUGGAUAAAUAUUCAUUAAAAUAUAAUAAAAUAAUUGGAAUAAAACCAACAGGUUGGACAACUCCUCGAUCAAUAAAUGGAUCAAAACAUUAUUCCAUUGAAUCGAAAUCAUCAAAUAUUACUAUCUAUGGUUUUCCCUAUAGUGAACAUAGUUCUUUUGAUGAAUUGAAAUAUUUUAUUCAAUAUCUUAAACCAAAAAGAAUAAUUCCAACAGUUAAUGUCGGACGUGCCAAUGUACGAGAAAAAAUGAAUGAAUAUUUUCAACAGUGGCUUUCAAUGCCUAUUGUCAUUAUUGGAGGUGUAACAGCUGUUGGUAAAACAUCUACAGCUAAAAGAUUAAAGGAUUUAUAUGGUUGGGAUUACAUUGAAGCCGAUGAGUUUCAUUCUAAAGCGAAUAUUGAUAAAAUGACAGCGGGUAUAGCAUUAACAGAUGAAGAUCGUCUUCCUUGGUUACAACUUCUUCAUGAACAAUUAAAAAAAUAUCUAUUAACAAAUCGAAGUUGUGUUAUGACAUGUUCAGCUUUAAAAAGAUCCUAUCGACACAUCUUAUUAACUGGUUCAUCAAAUCCUAAUGCUCAAGCAGACAUGCCAAAAGAAGCUGUUUAUCUUAUUAUAUUAACAUUAUCACGAGAAGCAUUACAUAAUCGGUUACUUCGACGUCAACAUGAACAUUUCAUGAAUCCUUUAUUAUUAGAUUCACAAAUUGCAGUACUUGAAUUACCUAUAAAUCAGGAAGAUGAACCUUAUACGUAUCUUAUUAAUUGUGAUGAUCUUUCACAAGAUGAAGUUAUUUGUCAAAUUCAAAUGCUAAUCAAGAAAUAA
Molecule: messenger RNA, 2271 nt
Organism: Rotaria sp. Silwood1
Lineage: Eukaryota; Metazoa; Rotifera; Eurotatoria; Philodinida; Philodinidae
Source: the annotation of a GenBank genome assembly